Daucus carota subsp. sativus is the source of this 805-nucleotide messenger RNA. Its product is annotated as CEN-like protein 2. The transcript has 4 exons. The coding region runs from base 82 to 603 and encodes 173 amino acids. Gene Ontology annotation, cellular component: nucleus; cytoplasm. The record is from RefSeq and is a predicted model, not a curated record. NCBI's taxonomy places the organism in Eukaryota, Viridiplantae, Streptophyta, Magnoliopsida, Apiales, Apiaceae. Gene Ontology annotation, biological process: vegetative to reproductive phase transition of meristem; negative regulation of flower development.
CCUGAUUCAUCAUAUAAACAAAAGAGAUCAUUGUUUGACUCUAUAGUCUAUAGAUUUAGUGUUUGUAAGAGAUAAACAGAGAUGGCAAGAAUUCCUGAUCCUCUUGUAGUUGGGAGAGUGGUGGGAGAUGUUGUGGAUUAUGUGAGCUCCAGUGUGAAAAUGGUUGUCACUUACAAUCCCAACAAGCAGGUCUACAAUGGCCAUGAGCUCUACCCUUCCCAGGUCAUCUUCAAACCCAGAGUUGAAGUUCCUGGUGGUGACAUGAGGUCCUUCUUUACACUGAUCAUGACUGAUCCUGAUGUUCCUGGUCCUAGUGAUCCAUACCUUAAAGAGCACUUACACUGGAUAGUGACUGACAUUCCAGGGACUACUGAUGCUUCCUUUGGAAGAGAGGUGGUAAGCUAUGAAACACCAAAGCCAAUAAUUGGAAUCCACAGGUUUGUAUUUCUGCUGUACAAGCAGAAAAGGAGGCAGACGAUGAAUGCGCCUCCUUCAAGGGAUCGAUUCAACACUCGAAAGUUUGCAGAGGAGAAUGAGCUUGGCUCCCCUGUUGCUGCUGUCUUCUUCAACUGCCAGAGGGAAACUGCUGCAAGAAGGCGUUGACAUGAUCAACUUUUACCUCAUAAUUAAAAAAUGUCAAGCCAGUGCUUAUCGAUUGGCGUAUCUAUCUAUCUACUUAUAUUAUAAGCUGUUUGCUUUUUAUCAUUUGGGUAUUUUAUGAGAAGUUUGUUAAUGCAAUAAAGACAAAUAUUUACAAACAUUCCUGCAGGGUUCAUGUAAUAUUGUUGCUAUUUUAAUAUUUGCG